Messenger RNA from Aspergillus calidoustus, 3864 nucleotides. The record is from the annotation of a GenBank genome assembly. Lineage: Eukaryota; Fungi; Ascomycota; Eurotiomycetes; Eurotiales; Aspergillaceae.
AUGUCGUCCGUUCGCAGCUCAGGCAAGACUGCACCGCGUCUUGUCCAAGACCUGCUCGAUUACGAUCCUUCCCACCCGCCAGAGACAGGCCGCAACCUCCUCUCAGAUGUACCUCCAGUCUAUCCCGAGCACUAUCAAGGACCGCCACACUUCCUUUCCCCCGCAGCUUGCCGCCAUAGCUAUGUUACGAAACCAAAUCAAACCAUACGCCCGCAACCUGGGGAGGAUAGGGCGAGCUCGGCAACGCCUACAAAGAUUUCCGCGGUAUGCUCAAAAUGCCGACAUCAUCUGCAGCUAAAAGUGGACUCUGCCCAGGUCGGCCAACCUACUCAGAGCCUCUCUGACCACAUACACCAUUUUGUGUAUUUUUACGGGAGACAUAAAGGCGGCCAAGAUCCGGAGGAAUACACAAACAAGGGGCAGCUAGCGGAGGUAUACCAUUUCGAUUGUUCAUAUUCCGCAUGUGCCGCAAAGGUGUCAAUACGGGUUGUUUCUCCGGUACUUUCCAGUGAAAUGGUUAGUCUGUUGACCGAUCCCAGCUUGCUGCAGAAGCGCACGGAUGCUGCGCUUGCAGCUGAUCCAGAGCGACUGGAGGGUGUGGCCCGUCCGCAACCCAUCACCGUCUUACAGAACCUUCGCACAUAUGUAGAGAAUGCUCUCCGCAACAGCCCACAGAGCAAAGCGAUAGCAGCAAACAACAAGCGGUUCAUGACUAGUUUUGGAGUUGACGGAAAGCCAUGUAAGGACUUGCUGGAAUUUCUUGGAUUUACUUUCAAGAGUAACGGCUUCUGGGAGCCGCCCCGACCUAACCCGUGGGCAGAGUUUCCCUACCAAGACGCGCAAAAGAUUUUCCUAGACGAUGUAUGCCAUGAGCUAUCGGCACUAAUUGACCAACGGCCUUUGAUGGAGAAGAAAGGGAAUCAAGUCGAAUAUCCCUACUAUCCAGCACUUGACGAUUUGCUUUACGCUGUAGAUGCGUUUGACUACCCUAAAGCCCCCAGAUUGAACGAAUUUCAGAUGGCAGCUGCGCCUUGCUAUGAAGACUUGGGGGUCAUGGAAGAUAUGUCGACGUCUUCCAUCAUCGAGACAUUCAACCACAAAGUUUCGAGAGAUGUUGGGCGGGCCGCUGAAUACCUGAAAUGUCUCAGGGAGAUAGGGUCUCUCAGAGGAGGGGAAGAUGCGGAAACCAUCAGCCGUGCUGCUGAGGUGGCGGCCGCAGAGGGCAACUUUUACACUGACUCAGACGUUGCCGAAGCAUACAAAUAUUUUGGUCUUAGCCAUGAUGACCAACGGCUCACCGAUGACAGCAUUAUCGGCAAAUUUUACGCAUAUCUGAGCUCUACCACCCAAGAGACGGAGACUCGAAGGCAGCUCUGGCGAAUAGGCGAUAGUAGGAAGAGCGAGCGUAUCAAGUCUGCGGCGGAAGAUAGAGUUGCAACCCCUGAACAGGCCCAAGUCUUCCUUGGCGUGAGCGAUAAUACUGCGGAUGACUUCGUCAUGGCAAUGUUUACAGCUAAGGUCAACGAUAAUCCCUCCUGCAGGGACAUUGCGCGGCGCGCUGUUGAACUUAUAGCCGAAUCACGAAAAUCAGACGUCCUCAAACACUUUGUCAAGACAGGUGAGAUGACGUCUGGUGAGAUGGAUGUGAGUGACGCAUAUCGGCUCUUACAGAUACCUGAUCGCACUGCGGACGAAGGAGCCAUUAUGGCGGCAUACACGAUUUGCGUCGAUGAGGCUCCAGCGCAGGCCGAGAAAUACAACUUGGCCUUGAGCAUACUCGCCAAAGAAACGAACAGUCCCCUGUUGAGUAGUAUGGUGUCUGGUGACGCAGCAAAAUCCGACCGCAAUCUAUCCGAGUGGCCUGUCGGCUUGCAAAAUAUCGGCAAUACCUGCUAUCUCAACAGUUUAUUGCAAUUUUAUUAUUCAAUUCGCCCAUACCGAAACAUGGUGCUGGACUUUGAAAGUUUCAGGAUGGAUUUGAACGACGAAAGCUGCCAGAAAAAGCAGGUUGGCUCUCGUAAAGUCUCGAAAAAGGAGAUUGAACGUUCCCAGAGGUUCCUCAGGGAAUUGCGCACACUAUUUUCAGAUAUGAUCUCAUCUCCGAAUCCAUCCGUCACCCCAGGACAGGAGCUUGCGCGAUUAACCCUAAUCAGCCCCUCUAAUGAAGCCGCCAUUCGCCGCAGGUCGACAAUAUCUGCAGGCAGACCCGGAGGUCUUGGUGAAAGGGACGGGCUGCCGGUCUUGGGACCCUUGGGACCCCCGCAGACGGUUGUGGAAGAAGACAGCAAAGAGGAAGCCUCAACAGAACCCCAAAAGGCCAAACAGUCUAGUGACCAGGAUAGCGAGGUAACACUGGUCUCUGAAAUUGUGAAACGCGAUAAUGUGUCGCCCCCUCAGAGUGACGAUAAAGAAAACGAACAGCCUCAAACCGACACGGUCAUGGCCGAUGUCCAGAAUGGAUCAAUAGCAGCGCCCUCUGGAGUUCCAAAAGCUCCAGGCCCUAUAGCCCUUGCUGGCCCCGCCAACGAACCUCCCCCAGUACCCCCAAGACCUAUGCCGCAAGUUGACCCUCAACGGCAGCUUAUUGAAGAGGUCGAAAUAGGGGCACAGCAGGAUGUUACCGAGGUCAUCAAUAACGUCCUCUUCCAAAGCCAAUGUGCCAUUCGCCCAAUAUCAAUCGCCCAAGACGGAGAGCAACUUGAUCAAGUCAAAGACCUCUUCUAUGGUCGGGCAAUUUCAUAUAUCCUCUCUGACAAGGGCGAACGCUCCAAGGAGGAGUGGUGGUGCGAUAUCAAGAUAGAUGUGGCAACAGGACCUCGGGAUAUAUACGCAGCGAUCGAUGGCGCCUUUGAUAUCCAGAAGGUCAAUGUCGAAGAUUCAGUCGCUGAGCAGUAUGCCACCAUCAGCAAACUCCCUCCAAUCCUUCAAAUUCAAGUCCAGCGGGUUCAGUUCGACGCUGUCAAGAAGCGAUCAUUCAAGUCUACGCACCAUCUGGACCUCAAAGAGACCAUUUACCUAGAUCGAUACAUGGACACUCGACACCCCGAGAUCCUCAAACGUCGAAGGGAGUGUUGGCAAUGGAAAGACGCCUUGAGAGGACUCGAGGCUCGCCGAGCGGAGCUCCUACGGCAGGAGGAAUCCGAUGGUCUAGACACGGCAACCCUGCUGAGCACAGCGAAAGAGGUCCUGAGUAAUCUCAAUGACAUGAAAGACAACGAGGACACCACAGAAGGUGCCAUCGAUGUUGAUCCUCAACUCCUUCCGGAGCUUGAUCGACUGUCGCAGGCGGCCCAAGACGAACUCAAGCACCUCGAACAUGAAAUCAAAAAUACCCAGACCAUGAUCUCUAGCCAAUUCGUCGAUUACAAGCAUCUACCGUACCGACUUUACGCUGUUUUUGUCCAUCAUGGCUCCGUUGAAUUCGGCCACUACUAUAUUUACAUCUUUGACUUUGAGCGCAACGUCUGGCGCAAAUACAACGACACGUACGUGACCGAAGUGCGCGACCUCGACGAGAUCUUCAAGAGCGAGGACCGCCACAACCCUCCGACGCCAUAUUUCCUGGUCUACGUCAACGAUCAGAUAAAAGACCGACUGGUCGAUCCCGUAUGCAGGGAAAUCGUCGAAACGCCAUCCAUCGGCGCGCCCGAUCCAGGUCUAAGCCUGGGCGACACUGCCAUGGAAGGGGUCACUCCGUCCACGAAAGGGCCCGACGAUGUAGAUAUGGACCCACCGACGUAUGAGGAAGCAUCUGCCGAGAACGCUGCAACAGGCCCGGGGAGGACAUCGCCGACUACUUCUGCAGUUCCGAAUCCGUUGAAGCGCAAGGGGCUAGACGAUAUGCAACCGCCGGGGAUAGUGUGA